AUGUCGUCUUUGCCUGUCUUUAAUCAAAGCCAUUCUCGUAGCGAGUCAAUAAGUAAUGGACAAGACUCUAGUAGUGAAAAUAGACACACUUCCUCUUUAUCUGCUGUUCAAUACAGCACAAAUACUGCUAGUCGUACUCAAACAUUAACGGCUACUCAGACACAAGAGUCCGUGACUACUCAACUAGAAACUGCUGGCGUCUUGCAGUUGGAGGGUAGAGGUCUUGAUUCUAGUCAGCGAAGAGUGGCUUGGAACGAUGAUGUUAUUGACAAUGAGAACAUGAAUAAGAAAAAAAGCAAGAUUUGCUGUAUCUAUCGCAAGCCUCACCAACCCGAUGCAUCAUCGUCGUCUGACUACUCAUCUUUGGACGGAAGUGAUCCAGAUGAACCCAAUGCAUAUGAAAGACAGUCUAAACCUUCUAAACGCUCCAAAAAGAAGCACAGUCAAUCCCAUAAUGAUUGCAAUCAUGACCACUCGUCAAAUAAGGAUUGUGAUACUCCUUUAUAUUCAUAA
Messenger RNA from Batrachochytrium dendrobatidis JAM81, 513 nucleotides. Its product is annotated as type 1 protein phosphatase-activating protein YPI1. Gene Ontology annotation, cellular component: nucleus. The record is from RefSeq and is a predicted model, not a curated record. The transcript is spliced from 2 exons. Bases 1 to 513 code for a protein of 170 amino acids. NCBI's taxonomy places the organism in Eukaryota, Fungi, Chytridiomycota, Chytridiomycetes, Rhizophydiales. Gene Ontology annotation, molecular function: protein phosphatase 1 binding; protein serine/threonine phosphatase inhibitor activity.